Messenger RNA from Zea mays, 1264 nucleotides. RefSeq lists its product as uncharacterized. Lineage: Eukaryota; Viridiplantae; Streptophyta; Magnoliopsida; Poales; Poaceae. The transcript is spliced from 6 exons. The record is from RefSeq and is a predicted model, not a curated record. Bases 1 to 588 code for a protein of 195 amino acids.
AUGGUGAGGGCCUUGUGGCUCAGUGGCCGCGCGGCCGCCACAGCGAGGUGGUGCACCUGCCGGCGCGCCACCGUCGCCCUCUGCGUGGCCAACCUCGUCGCCGCGCUGCUCGUGACCCGCGCGCUCUACGCUCCCGGCUCCUUCGCAUUUGCACCCAAACGCGGGGAGCUGAAGUAUUCCAGGGAGCACAUGAGGUGGGUGGAUGAGUCGAUCCGGAUUCGCCGCGCAGCUGAGCCCGUCGAGCUCAUUGAAGCGGUAAUAGCUGUCCUACAGAAAGCUGCGAAGGCAUUCGCGAGGGAAGAGAAGACACGAAAAGGGCUGCCGCUGGAGCUGAAGCAGAAAGUUUCACUGGAGAUUCUACAGAGACUGCACGAUUUGGGGGAAGGUUCUAAUACCACGGAACAACAAGAAGCUAUAGAAGCAUGGCGUGUUGGGAAGCUCAAGGACAUGAGAAGUACAUCUUCUAAGAAUUUAUCAAAUUUUGGCCUCUUUAGUGAAGAUUCAAGGAUGUUAAAGCGAGCCUUGGAGUUUAACUGGCAAAUGCUAUUGGAGGACAUUGGUCUUUGGAUACCUCCCACUAUAUGGUAAAAUCAUAUGGAUUGGAUCUGAGAUUUAAGUUCGACUUGUACUCACUUGCAGGCAAGGAAAGUGCAAGUGUGUAUACUUCUUGGUAUCUCAACGAUGUGGACUACUAUGGCGGGUUCGAGCAAGAUGAGCUGGAUGAGCUGUUUGAGGCGAUGCAAUCAAACUACAAGGUCUGGUGCUUAGGUUUUGCACCCCUGUGUGUUGGAGGAGAUAUGGAAUCAGUGGCAGUUCAGGAGUUUAGCAGGACACUCUUCAAUAUACGUCCGGACAUUGCACUUAAUGUUGCCCAGACGAUCUUCCAGAGCGAUGUGCGCAGCCUCCUCCCGCACGUUAGUGUCCCAUGCCACAUUGUUCAGAGCACCAAGGAUCUCGUGGUGCCAGUUGUGGUGUCUGAGUACCUGCACAGGCACCUUGGUGGCGACUCCAUCGUGGAGGUGAUGCCGUCUGAAGGCCAUCUUCCCCAGCUUAGCUCUCCAGACAUCGUAACCCCUGUCUUACUCCAGCACAUCUAGCAUGACAUCGCAGUCUAGGUUGGCCAGCCGUUCCAAAAAGACAAUGUGGAAAUUGUAGCAUAUAUAUGACCAUGUAAUCUAUUGUUCGUCUAAUGUAGGAUACCGUGUUGGAUGCUCUGACAUCUUAAGUCCUUGAGAAGCUCUUCAUGUCAUUUGUGUUUUUUCCA